GUUCUGGACACAAGUACUGGUGAAAGCGAAGUAGUUGGUUCUUGGGCCGGUGGACGUAUUCGUCAUGCAUGGAUUUCCCCUAAUGGUGGUAAAAUAGCUGUUGCAUAUGAUGGGGAUAUCAUAAGUAUUUACGAUCGUCAUUCAUGGCAUGAAGAACGAUGGAAAAAAUUGAAAGGUCUUUGUGUGGCAGCAGUUUGGACUCCGUUAAAUGAUGUGUUCUUUUUUGCAACAAAUAAUGAGCCCUUUAUUCGUGGUAUUCAUUUUGUUAAAAAACUACAAAAUAUGGAGAAUGAUCAAUUAUCAUAUGGAUCCGAAAUUGCUGUUCCUGUGUAUGAUCUUUCGGAAAUAAUACUAGAACAUAUAGAUAAUGGCAGAGAUAAGAGUAGUAAUGAUAACAGAGCAUGCAAGGUCAAUGGAUUUAUUCGUGAUAUGAAAAUUUCUCCUGAUGGACAACGUAUCGCUGUUACUUUCAUUGGAAAUCCGACUAUUAUUGCCCUAUUUGUAGUUGAAACGAUGCCAUCAUUCUUUUUUGCUCCUUGUGGAUUGAUAAAUGGUGCAGCAAAUUUUGGAUCAGCAACCAUUUUAUCGUUUUUCCCAAAAUUCCAGUAUGGCUCAUUGCUAAUUGUUAUUUGGUCUGCUGGAAAGAUGCAGUAUAUUCCGCUAUUGUAUGGUUAUCUAGCCAAUGAAGGACUUCAUUUAAAUCGAAUCAAGAAAAAGAAAUUACUGGAUAAAAUGUCAACAGAUCAAUUGCUGAUUCAAGAAUCACAGUUAUCUGGAAGGAUAAAUUCAAGGAAUUAUGGUCAAAUACAGGAAACAAUGAUAAGUAGUAGUUGUAGUCAGAGCCGAGAGAAUUCUAAUAAAAAUUCAGCGGCAACAUCAAAUGUGAAUGUGGAGCUAUUCUCUUCAAUGGGAUUAUACGAUUUAUUAACCCAGAAAAGUGCUCAAAAAGAAGACUGA
This is a messenger RNA of Acanthocheilonema viteae, 957 nucleotides long. The record is from the annotation of a GenBank genome assembly. Lineage: Eukaryota; Metazoa; Nematoda; Chromadorea; Rhabditida; Onchocercidae.